Vicugna pacos (alpaca) is the source of this 2605-nucleotide messenger RNA. The record is from RefSeq and is a predicted model, not a curated record. NCBI's taxonomy places the organism in Eukaryota, Metazoa, Chordata, Mammalia, Artiodactyla, Camelidae.
GGGUGAAGGCACCACCUCUGCCUACAGAUUACGCAGACAAGCCCCUGGAGAAGCCCCUGAAGCUGGUCCUCAAGGUCGGAGGAAGCGAAGUGACGGAACUCUCGGGGUCAGGCCACGACUCCAGUUACUACGAUGACAGGUCGGACCAUGAGCGGGAGAGACACAGAGAGAAGAAGAAGAAGAAGAAGAAGAAGUCUGAGAAGGAGAAGCACCUUGACGACGAAGAAAGGAGGAAGCGAAAGGAGGAGAAGAAGCGGAAACGGGAGAAGGAGCACUGUGACACGGAGGGAGAGGCGGAUGAUUUCGGUCCUGGGAGGAAGGUGGAGGUGGAACCGCCCCCCGAUCGGCCAGUCCGCGCCUGCCGGACGCAGCCAGCUGAAAAUGAGAGCACGCCUAUUCAGCAGCUGCUCGAGCAUUUCCUGCGCCAGCUCCAGAGGAAAGAUCCUCAUGGGUUUUUUUGCUUUUCCUGUCACGGAUGCCAUUGCUCCUGGAUACUCGAUGAUAAUAAAACAUCCGAUGGAUUUUGGCACAAUGAAAGACAAAAUUGUAGCUAAUGAGUACAAGUCAGUCACGGAAUUUAAGGCCGAUUUCAAGCUGAUGUGUGACAACGCCAUGACGUACAACAGACCAGACACCGUGUACUACAAGCUAGCCAAGAAGAUCCUCCACGCCGGCUUUAAGAUGAUGAGCAAAGAGCGGCUGUUAGCUCUGAAGCGCAGCGUGUCGUUUAUGCAGGACAUGGAUUUCUCUCAGCAGGCAGCUCUUCUGGGCAGCGAAGACACAGCCGUCGAGGAGCCUGUUCCCGAAGUCGUGCCUGUGCAAGUAGAAACUGCCAAGAAAUCUAAGAGGCCGAGCAGAGAAGUCAUCAGCUGCGUGUUUGAGCCGGAAGGAAAUGCUUGCAGCCUGACCGACAGCACCGCGGAGGAGCACGUGCUGGCCUUGGUGGAGCAUGCGGCCGACGAGGCCCGGGACAGGAUCAACCGGCUCGUCCCCGGGGGCAAGAUGGGCUACCUGAGGAAGAGCGGGGAUGGGAGCCUGCUGUACAGCGUUGUCAACACAGCCGAGCCGGAUGCUGACGAAGAGGAGACCCACCCAGUGGACCUGAGCUCACUGUCCAGCAAGCUGGUCCCGGGCAUCACCACGCUGGGCUUCCGGGAGGAGCGGAGGAGCAGAGUCACGUUUCUGUCCAGCGCCAGCACUGCGCUCUCCCUACACAACAACUCGGUGUUCGGGGACCUGAAGUCCGACGAGGCGGAGCUGCUGUACUCAGCCUACGGGGACGAGACGGGUGUGCAGUGCGCGCUCAGCCUGCAGGAGUUUGUGAAGGGCGCAGGGAGCUACAGCAGGAAGAUGGUGGACGACCUCCUGGACCAGAUCACGGGCGGAGACCACUCUCGGAUGCUGUCCCAGCUGCGGCAGAGGAGAAACGUCCCGAUGAAGCCUCCCGACGAAGGGAAGGCUGGAGACCCUCUAGGGGACGGUGGCUCCGCCCUCGACUUCAUGGCCGUGAAGUCGUAUCCGGACGUCUCUCUGGACAUCUCCGUGCUCGGCUGUCUGGGGAAGGUGAAGAAGGAGCUGGACCCUGAUGACGGCCACCUGAACCUGGACGAGACAGCAAAGCUCCUGCAGGACCUGCACGAGGCACAGGCGGAGCGCGGGGGCUCCCGGCCGUCGUCCAACCUCAGCUCCCUGUCCAACGCCUCCGACAGGGACCAGCACCACCUGGGUGAGGGGCACUGGGAGGGUCCUGGAAAGCCGGGGCUCUUGUGGGUGCCGGGUGCAAGUCCGCAGGCAGGGCUCUGGCCCCUGGUCACAGCAGGUCACCACGGCUGCCCCGAGGAAGCCCUUCUCGCCUCAGUGUCGGGGAGCAGCCAGAGGUGACCCACGACCCGUACGAAUUUCUUCAGUCUCCAGAACCUGCGGCCUCCACGAAGAACUAGCCUUGUAGUGGUCACUGAUAAUUGUUUAUUUUUAAGUUUUUAUUUGCAUGUACAGAGUUUUUGUCACGAGACAAAAAGAGUUUGGUUUUGUCCCCUUGGGCGUGCGGGAAGCAGCCCCGGGGAGGUGAUGAGUGUCCCUGAGGUCCUGUCAGCCGCGCAGGGGUGCAGUGUUCCUGCAGAGAGCCGCGGAGGUCACUCAUAAAGGGUGUGAGACCAGAUUCGGAAAAGCUGGUGUGGUCUGUGUCCGAGCUCCUCAGGGUCGAUGAGGUCCUCCUCUGGACGCACCGGUCCUGCCCCACGCCCUCCGUGAGCGGCCCUCAGGAAGUAGACGUGGGUGGUUCUGUCUCUGUCCCGUUGGGGGUCCUGCCUGUUCUUUGUCCUCCCAUGUCCCCACAUUUCUAAGGCAGGUCUCGAGGGUUAUGCGGGAGGGAGGGUGGCCUCCCCUCCUAGCCUGGGACAGACGGGAGGUGGGGCAGCGCCCCCUGGUGGCCUUUUAACCCGCGUGUGGGGGAGGAGUGCGUCCUGUGGGAAGACGGGCCUGUCCUGCCGGGUACGACCAAGCGUCGAGUGUCUGUAACAUGCUCUUUGUUCUGGAUGUGUUUACUGGAUGCCUGUUUGUAUGUGCAGAAUAUACAUACAGAUCUUGAUAAGAAGAUUCACUGUGU